Molecule: messenger RNA, 2127 nt
Organism: Agrilus planipennis (emerald ash borer)
Lineage: Eukaryota; Metazoa; Arthropoda; Insecta; Coleoptera; Buprestidae
Gene: Hpr1
Product: THO complex subunit 1
Exons: 7
Coding region: 114-2069 (651 amino acids)
Biological process (GO): signal transduction; regulation of DNA-templated transcription elongation; mRNA export from nucleus
Cellular component (GO): THO complex part of transcription export complex
Molecular function (GO): protein binding
Source: RefSeq, a predicted model, not a curated record
UAUGCUCUCUAACCUCUAAAAAAUAAAAUAAACAAAACAGUCAAAGAAAAUAGCUAGUUAUUUAAACUGAUCUAAUUUUAUUUCAAACGGUUUUCACCGGUAUACGCCUAAUUAUGGCUAUUAAUUACGACAUUUUAAAGCAGGAGUAUAAGGAGCUUCUAAGUACUGUCUUACAAACAAACAGUAUUGAUAUUUUAGAACAAAAAAAUAAAACACUGCAAAGAAAUGAUUUAGAUCUAAAAUCUCCUCUUGAUCAAGCCUUCAGAGACUAUGCACUAGAGUUACUUACAGAAGAUGGUAACGUUCAAGUUUUGCAAAACCUUAUUGUUUUGUGUAUUGCUUCAUGCAGAAAAGGAAUGACCACUCCUACAAUUCCUGUUGUAUUACUUGGAGAUAUUUUUGAUGCAGUCACAUUAAAUGUUUGUGAGGAACUUUUCAGUUUUGUUGAAUCCAAUGUUAGUGUCUGGAAAGAGGAAUUGUUUUUUAUAUCCUGCAAGAACAAUUUACUUCGUAUGUGUAAUGAUCUUCUAAGACGUCUAUCACGAUCUAGUGCAACCGUUUUUUGUGGUAGAAUUCUAUUGUUCUUAGCCAAGUUUUUUCCAUUUUCGGAAAGAUCAGGUUUAAAUAUAGUAAGUGAGUUUAAUUUAGAAAAUAUUACUGAAUAUGGAGCUGACACUACCGAAGAAACACCAACAACAGACUCAGAAUCUAAGAAGAAUAUUGUAAUUGAUUACAGUCUCUACUGCAAGUUUUGGUCAUUGCAAGAUUUCUUUAGAAAUCCUAAUCAAUGUUAUAACAAAGUUCAGUGGAAAGUUUUUACAUCGCAUACUACAAAUAUUCUAAAUACUUUUCAAGGUUUGAAAUUGGAUUAUGUUAGUAAAAAUAUUGACUGGACUGAUAAAAAUAAUGAAAGUACUCCAUACUUUUCCAAAUACUUAACAAACCAAAAACUUUUAGAUCUUCAAAUAUAUGAUGUAAAUUUUAGAAGAUUUGUAUUACUGCAGUUUUUAAUACUAUUUCAGUACUUAACAUCAAAUGUAAAAUUCAAAACCGAUUCAUUCGAACUAAAGGCUGAUCAGAAAGAAUGGAUACAAAAUAUUAUCGAGAAGGUUUACUCCCUUCUACGAGAAACCCCUCCUGACGGUACCAAAUUCGCCGAAAUUGUUAAAAAUAUUUUACAUCGUGAAGAACACUGGAAUACAUGGAAAAAUGACGGCUGUCCAGAAUUUAAAAAAGGUCUUCAAGCAAACCAAGAACUUACUGCGGAGAAAAGACGAACAAUUAUCGAAAGACCAAAAUUAGGCGACAUUAUUCGUGAUGCAAAUAACGAUGGCAAAUAUUACCUUGGGACUCCAGAAUUAACAAAGCUGUGGAAUCUUUGUCCUGAUAAUUUGGAGGCGUGCAAAGGCAAAGAUCGCGACUUCUUGCCGUCUCUUGAAACCUACUUUUCCGAUGCUAUUGAUCAAUUAGAAUCACCGACACCAAUUAAGGACGAAGAUAAACUGCUUAAGGACGGCAACUUCGGAUGGAGAGCAUUAAGACUGUUAGCUAGACGAAGUCCACAUUUCUUCACAUACACGAACAAUCCAAUGAACCAAUUACCAGAUUAUCUGGAGAUGAUGGUUAGAAAAAUUGCCACAGAACGUCCUGGCCGUGUCCAAGAGCAUUCCGAACAAAUGGAUACAGAAAUGGAAGAAGUUUUAUUUAAAGCUGGCGAAGAAGAGAACACAAACGUUGAAAUGAGACACGAAGACAGUGAAUUUCAAGAUGAUCACAACAUCCAUCCACCUAUUACCAGUGUUACAUCGUUGCAGUUGGAUUUGUUUAGUAGAUUAAUUUCCCCGAAUUGGAAGAAAUUGGCUGCAAAACUUGGCUACAAUGCCGACGAAAUAAAAUUUUUCGAAGAUGAAAAUCCCACUCCUGAAGCUCAAGCAAAGAACAUGUUGCAUUUAUGGUUUGAAGAAAACCAAGACGACACAUUGGACAACUUGGCAUAUAUUUUAGAAGGUCUUGGAAUGACUGAAGCAGCCGAAGCUGUAAAAAGUGAAAUCGGUAGUAAUGAAUCAUAAUUAUUAUGAUAGUGUUAAAUACUAAAUGUAAAAUCAAUAAAGAAAAUCUUAAUACCUA